AACUCGCAACUCUAGCUCCCAGCCUCCCAGUCUUCCCAGGCGGCCGGCGGCGUCCUACCAGUCCAAGCCUGAAGCCUCCCAGGCCAAUCCUCCCAGGCGGCGUCCUCACUCCUCUCCCAGUCCCAGGCGGCAGGCGCAGCCGGCCAGGCGGCUGCAGGCACACGCGCACUGGCGCACCGCGGCACCGCGCACUCGCGCACCAGCAGGCAGCAGCCGGCCAGUCCCACUGCUCCACACCGCCCCGACCAACCUUCACACCUAGCCGGCCCAACCCCACGCACGGACGUUGAAUCAGGCUAGUCCUCCCAGUCUCCCACUCCCAGGCAGCAGGGCGGCAGGCGCAGGCGCGCAGCCACCAGCCGGCCAAGCGCUACCGCCUUUCCCCUCUCCUCCUCUCUUUUCCCCUCCCUUUUCCAGCACGGGGAGCGACCUGCGCUGCCGCCACGAUGCCGAAGCACUACCGCCCUGCGGGUAAGAAGAAGGAAGGGAAUGCGGCAAAGUACAUCACGAGGACCAAGGCGGUCAACUACCUGCAAGUUAGCCUCGCAAUCUUUAGGAAGCUAUGCAUUCUAAAGGGUGUCUUUCCACGUCAGCCAAAGAAGAAGGUGGAAGGGAACCACAAGACCUACUACCACACAAAGGAUAUUGCAUUCCUCGCUCAUGACCCUUUGAUCGAGAAGUUCAGGGAGAUUAAGGUCCAUCGAAGGAAGGUUAAAAAGGCUGUUGCUAAGAAAAACAGGGAUCUUGCAGACAGGCUGUUGAAUCGGCCACCAACUUACAAGCUUGAUAGGCUUGUCCUUGAAAGGUAUCCAACAUUCGUUGAUGCUCUUCGUGACUUGGAUGACUGCCUUACAAUGGUGCAUCUGUUUGCGGCAUUACCUGCUGUUGACGGUGAACGUGUUGAGGUCAAACGAAUCCAUAACUGCCGCAGGUUAAGCCAUGAAUGCUUGACAUUUAUUUCCGUGAAGGGCAUAUAUUAUCAGGCUGAAGUUCAAGGACAAAAGAUCACCUGGCUAACUCCGCAUGCUCUUCAGCAAGUAUUAACUGAUGAUGUUGAUUUCAAUGUGAUGCUUUCUUUUCUAGAAUUCUAUGAGACUCUUCUAGGAUUUGUGAACUUCAAAAUCUAUCAUUCAAUAAAUGUAAAUUAUCCUCCUAUUCUGGAUCCACGUCUGGAAGCUUUAGCUGUUGAGCUCUAUGCAUUGUGCCGAUACAUGUCUGCUGGUUCCAGAAGAAUGAUUGGGAAUUCACAAACUGACGAAGUAAUGGAAGAUAAGGAUGAGAAAAGUAAAGCUGAGGAAGUAAUUGAGGAAGAGAAGGUUGUGAAGAAUAAAGCAAGCUCAAAAGCAGAUGAAUCUGAGUUCAGAUUAGCACAGCUUCAACAUCAGCUCCCAACCAAUGAACCUGGUGCACUGAUGAAUCUUGUAGAAGAAUCAACUGCCGAUGAUGCAGAUGAUGAUGAUACUAAAGAUUGUAAAGGUUUAUUUAAGAACUUAAAGUUCUACUUGAGUCGAGAGGUGCCUAGGGAGUCCCUGUUAUUUAUAAUUCCAGCAUUUGGAGGGACUGUUUCAUGGGAAGGAGAAGGAGCUCCAUUUAAAGAAAUAGACGAAGAUAUCACUCACCAGGAGCUUCAAGAGAAAUGCCUAAGCUUCGGCAGCCGAUGCGUGCAGCGGCUGAAGGAUGUGUUUCAUUCUAUUGGAGCCAGCUCUGAAAAAUUUACACUUUCAGCUGAAAACUUGCCCAACACAUUAGAAUAUAUUGAAGGCGAGGUUGAAGCUCUUGACGAAGUUAUUGGUAGCCAUGCUGACUUCUGCGCCCUGGUAGCUUCUCGGGGCACAGCUACCGCUUUUCUGAAAGCUGGUUGCACGCAUGGAAAAAUUGUUAAUAGGCCCAACUACAGCUUAUCAUCAUCAGAUCUGAUAGAUAUUCCAAGCCUAGCUCGAAGUAUCGGAAAUAGAUUUAUGACCCAGAUUUGGGUAAAUGGCGGGCGGAAAAUGGCGGGUGACGAAGCUCGAAGUCAUCUUAAAAAAAUCCACCCGCAGGCAGCCACGACAAACAGUGGAGUAGUAGCAACUGCCACAAAUGCAGACGGAGGCACUCAUGACUAUUAUGGUGUUCUUCAAGACAUAACGGAGUACACUCUUGGUGGGGCCAAAGAGUUCAUGUUUGUGUUAUUUGAUUGUGAAUGGUUUGAUCCUCAACAAACGCGAGAGGAUGAAUUUGGAAUUGUGGAGAUGAUGAGGGUCAUGGACAAGCUCAAAGGGAAGAAGCGCGGAGAUCGUGGUGACUCCUCGAGGUCACGGUCGACUAGGGGUUCAGGUGGUGGGGAUACAUCCUCUAUGUUGUUCCAUGGCUCUACAACGUCAAGGCAACGGCUAGAGCAGCUCCUUGGUUGCAUGGAGGAGCAGGGGCGCGAAGUGGCAAGCCAUAGUGCACCUGGGCAAGAGCGCGAGGUGGCAGGCCAUAGUGCACCUAGGCAAGAGCGCGAGGUGGCAUGCCACAAUGCACUUGAGCCGGAGUGUGAGGCGAUAGGCUCAAGUGGACCUAUGCUAGAGCAGGACCACAAUGCAUUUGAGCAAGCGCGCGAGGCGGCAGACCACAAUGCACCUAGGCAGGAGGACGAGCUGGCACGCCAAGGUUCACCAAUGCGUGAUGAUGAUGACUAUGGAGAGGCCGAUGGAGAGGCCGAUGACGAGGUUGUUACAACGACACAGGCAACGAACUUCAGGUUUCGACGGUCCCUUAGAGUUCCACCGACACAACCCUUGGACCAACGCAGGGUCAUAAACCCUGCAGGAGAGAGGAGCUGGGUGGAGGUGGCAUGGAGUGGCAAAGGUCACCGGACACCAGUUAACACAGUGCUGGGAUCUAUAGCUCGUUUUCACUAUCCAGGGGUGGUACAAUUCAACGGGGCAGAGACAGGGGCGUAUCACUGGGCUCACUGGGGCCUCAAACCAUAUGGACCCGACUGUACUCACCAAGACGCAGUGUGGUCAUCAUUUUGGGAACAAUUUAGAUUAGACGAAACAACGAACGAAGAACAUGCAAAACGUGUAUUCCACAAUGCUGCUAGAAAAGUUAUAAAUGGUUCAAUGUCAGAUGCACGGGUCAAAGCUGUUACCAUGUACUUCAAGAAAGUGAAGGGUCAAAGAAUGACCAACAAGCAGGCAUGUGAAAUCCACUUGACAGCUGAGGAGUACAAACAAAGUGAAGUGGACUGGCUCACUGCUCAUCCUGAAGCUUGGGUCAAGCUCUGCGAGUACUGGGCCUCAGAUGAGUACAAAGUGAUUUCAGAUAGAAAUCGUUUGAACCGGAAGAGCAAACCGGGCCUCCAUCGAUUUGGAGCAGAUGGAUUUAUUGGGAAAUCACAACGAAUGGAGGCUCGUGAUGGUGUUGAACCCCGAUUCAUUGACGUUUACAUGGAGGGACACCGAGGUCCAGAUCCAGAUCAUCCAGAAGUUUUAUGUGAUGACAGCGCGACAGAAAAGCUGACUCGUUAUGCCGAGGAGGUUAGGAGGAAAGCAGGAGACGAUGAUCUAGAUUGGAGGGAGGCACCUUUCGAUCCGGAUGCAGCAUAUGUUGCUGGUGGUGGGCUACCACAUGGGAGGUAUGAUAAGAUCAAAGUUGUGAUAUAUAAAAACUAUUGGUUCAUAACUUGUGAUGUUUCUAGAUUGGGGAUCAGUGAUGGGGUUGUGAGUCGCGAUAGCUUUGGUCGUCGGUCUGUUUCCUCGGUGGGGAGUAGAUCUCGAACUUCAACUUGGAGCGUCUAA
This is a messenger RNA of Zea mays, 3767 nucleotides long. RefSeq lists its product as uncharacterized. Bases 447 to 3767 code for a protein of 1106 amino acids. Gene Ontology annotation, cellular component: nucleolus; PeBoW complex. The record is from RefSeq and is a predicted model, not a curated record. NCBI's taxonomy places the organism in Eukaryota, Viridiplantae, Streptophyta, Magnoliopsida, Poales, Poaceae. The transcript is spliced from 18 exons. Gene Ontology annotation, molecular function: RNA binding. Gene Ontology annotation, biological process: maturation of LSU-rRNA from tricistronic rRNA transcript (SSU-rRNA, 5.8S rRNA, LSU-rRNA); ribosome biogenesis.